AUGGUCUCAACUAUUGAUAACAACCCUUUGGUUCCCAACUCCAUGCAGACUCGAAAGUCGCUAGACGACAAUGGGCAAUCGGCAGGCCAGGCUCAUAGGCUCAACGAUUUGCAGAUGAUAAUUGACAGAAAUGUCGCACCCUCUCCUCAGUCGAUGUGCGCCGAACUUGCCCAUGAUCAUGCGCUGGAGGACCUCCAUAAGAUUACCGAACAUACAUCCGAGCCGAGUGAUCCGGUGAGAGACAAGGAUCCGUUCUUCACGGUCAACUACGCCGACCAUGCCACUCAGUCCGUGCCUCGUAGGCCCGAUGAGUAA
Penicillium cataractarum is the source of this 315-nucleotide messenger RNA. RefSeq lists its product as uncharacterized. NCBI's taxonomy places the organism in Eukaryota, Fungi, Ascomycota, Eurotiomycetes, Eurotiales, Aspergillaceae. The record is from RefSeq and is a predicted model, not a curated record. The transcript is spliced from 3 exons. Bases 1 to 315 code for a protein of 104 amino acids.